CACUCCUCCCAUCUGAGUCCGUGAACAAAGAAGAAAGGAACACAAGAAUGGCAAAACUCCUCAGCCUACUAAUGUUUAUACUUUUCAUCUUCUUCUUCACCCCUACUCUCUCUUGUCCUCCUGAAUGUCAAAAACAAGCCCUUCUUCAGUUUACAGCCUCUCUCGCCAAUCUUACUGAUGAUCAGUUAAAAUUAUAUAAUUCCAGCUCAGAUGGUUGUUCGUUCCCCUUUGUCAAGUGUAGUUCGAGCAAUGUGGUUGAAAUAGUUCUGGGGGACCUCAACCCUUUGCGGACACCAUGGCGAGUGUGGACUUCCACCAUCUUGACACCGCUAUUUCACAUUCGAACCUUGACAUCCCUUGACUUGUCCUCCAAUGGAAUACAAGGAGAAUUGCCACGCGACGGCUUUGCCAAUCUAAGCAAAUUAGUUCAUCUUGAUUUGAGUGGCAAUAACUUCAAUGGCUCCCUUCCUUCUCAACUUUUUCAAUUGAGGUCUCUUCAAUUUCUUGAUAUGGCUCACAACUCAUUCCAUGGAAAUAUCCCCCCGGAGAUAGAGAAUAUGACAAAGUUGAGCUACUUGUCUUUUAGCGACAACAAUUUCUUUGGUGAAAUUCCAACCUCGAUCGUGAGUUUGAAGGAAUUGAGAGCAUUGGACUUAAGCUCCAAUUCAUUGUCAUUGGAAAUUCCAAUUGAUUUUGGCAAUCUAUCUAACAUAGCCUAUUUGGACUUGAGCUGCAACAGUCUCACAGGUACAAUCCCAUCAUCCAUACAGAAUUUGAAAAAAUUGGAUACACUUAAAUUUAUAGACAACUUGCUCAGAGGAGAAUUCCCAUCCUGGUUGUUCGAUAUGAAGAACUUGACGAGACUUCUUAUCGGUGGCAAUAAUCUCAUUUGGAAUAACAGUGCAAAGACAGUGCCAAAGUUUACGCUAUCCGAGUUGUCUCUGAAGUCCAGUGGUCUUGCAGGAAAAAUUCCUGAUUGGAUUUCUACACAGAAGACUCUUGUACAUUUGGACUUGAGUGAGAAUCAGCUGGAAGGAAUGUUCCCACAAUGGCUUGCUGAAAUGAAAGUUGAAUAUAUAAAUCUGUCAGACAAUCGAGUUACAGGUUCUCUCCCAACUCAACUUUUUGGCCCUAAUCUACAAGUUCUUUCCUUGUCUCGGAACAAUUUUUAUGGAAAACUGCCAAGCAACAUUAGUAAUGCCAUUGGACUCAUGGCUCUUAUGUUGGAUGGCAACAAUUUUUCAGGGAAGCUUCCUAAAUUCAUCUCCAACGUUAAUCUUUGUUUAUUGGACUUGUCGAACAACAAAUUCUCUAGCAACACUCUACCAGAUUUUAGCUCCAAUGUCAAUCUUCGAAUCAUUGAUUUAUCUUCAAAUGAAUUCUCAGGUGAAAUUUCAACAGACUUUUCCCAAACAACUUCAUUUCUCUCAUUGGGAAAAAAUAAGUUUAGUAGCUUCCCUAGAAAUCUUACUCAUAUGAGCAACCUUCAAUACCUAGGCAUCCAUGACAACAAAAUCACAGGUGAAUUGUCAAAUUCUAUCUGUCAAAUAUCCACCCUUCAAAUCCUAAUUUUACGAAACAAUUCCCUUCAAGGCUCAAUCCCUGAUUGUAUUUUCAAUCUUCCUAGCCUCCAAAUUCUUGAUCUGUCGACCAACCAUCUUGUUGGAAAAAUCCCUACAAAUCUUGGAAAUCUUACUGGUAUGAUUGAAACGCCUGGAGAAAUCUUUUCUAGGUUUGGAAAUAUGGAAACCGCCAAUUUUGGAAGUCUGGAAACCCGAAUUCUUUUUAUGCUUGGAAAUUGGAACAAGCCAAAACGUGUUAUGUCAUUCAAGACUAAUGAUCUAAUUGUGAAUUGGAAGAAGUCAAUACAAGGUUUGUCAUUUGACAACCUCAAGGACUAUUCCUUAUUAGACUUGUCAAUGAACCAACUUUCUAGUGAAAUUCCAGCUUCAUUAGGAAGUCUGAAGGCUCUAAAAAUUUUCAACAUCUCACAUAACAACCUUUUUGGGAGAAUAUCAGCAAAUCUUGGUGAUUUAGAGAAUCUAGAGAGUUUGGACUUGUCACACAAUAAUCUAUCGGGCUCUAUUCCACAAUCCAUAGCAAGGCUGCUACAGUUGACUAUUUUUGAUGUGAGUAACAACAAACUCAAAGGCAAGAUUCCAGAAGGUAGCCAAAUAGAUACAAUGAAUGAUCCAAACAGUUAUGUCAACAACAGUGGGUUGUGUGGAAUGCAAAUUCAAGUGCCAUGCUCAGAACAUCAUUCGCCAACAAAACCACCAGAGCUUAAGAGUGAGGAAACAUGGUUCUCAUGGGCAGGAGUGGGGAUUGGAUAUGCGGUUGGCUUCUUUGUAGCAGUGGAAAUCUCAUAUCUAAGUAAUCCCUGCAAAACCUUCAAUUAUUGCAAUCAACAAAGAAGGCGAAGUGUAUAAAUUUCAGGUUUCCUACAAGUUAUGCAAGUAGUCUUCUACAAACAUUGUUCAGAAAAAGGUGUUUUGUUGUUUGUGGGAGAUCCCGUUACCGUUUUAGAUUGUUUGGUUAUUGUUUUUGUUGUAGUAUAGUAGCCAGUGAGGUCUGUCUCUUAUUGUCUUAGUGUUUCUGCUUUUUUUUUUUUUUUUU
Molecule: messenger RNA, 2616 nt
Organism: Quercus lobata
Lineage: Eukaryota; Viridiplantae; Streptophyta; Magnoliopsida; Fagales; Fagaceae
Product: receptor-like protein 46
Exons: 1
Coding region: 48-2429 (793 amino acids)
Molecular function (GO): protein binding
Source: RefSeq, a predicted model, not a curated record